AAGUGUACUUAAAUUAAGUUGGGGGGGGGGCGGUGAAGAAUACGAAACAGUUAUUGCAGUUAUCUGUGUAUAUAUCAAGCGAUUAAGAAUAAUGAUAAUGGUCAAUGAUGUUUGGGAAGGAUGUGAUUUUUCAUCUUUUUUUCCCCCAUAUUCUCUGCUGGUCUUGUUUUCCACUUUUUAAAAGAAAAUUUGGGGCUUUUUUUAAUUAAAAAAAAUGUUUUAUAGAAAACUGAGUGCUCCUCUCUGAAAUUAAACUAGGACUUUAAUGCAUUUUAAUUUCUAAUUAUCAACAUCUACCGUUUUCUUUGGCAGUCAAAUGGCUUUUUCUUUGCUGUUAUACUGUUAUAACAAUAUUGUUUUCCGUGUUUACAGGUUGUUUUCAUUUUGAUUUCCAUUAUUUUUAAACAUUUAUUAUUAUUAUUUUGCAGUACAAUGGGGUUGCAGCUUUGUCACUGGCUCUCUCUGUCUAUCUCUGUCUCCCUGUUUGACUACAGGUUAUUCUGAGUGUAUAUUACGUGACGACGAUGAGAGAUGAGAUGGGAUAAGAAAAGAUGAAAGAAUGCUUUCUUGCCAUGUUUUCAUUUCUCUGCAUGCGAGUGGAUCCGUAAUUAAUAUUUUAAUCCAGUCGUUGGGGAUCUAAGGCAGACAAGCCCGUUUGCUUGCAUAUCUGAAACCCAAAUAUGCAAACCUGUUAAACAGGAUAUGUGAUUGUAGAGCGUAUUACAUCGGUUAUAGGGCUAGGUGAUGAACUCACCGUGAAAAGCAAGAGAAUAAAUAUAGAUUAUUCAGUGUCGGGAAGGAUGCAUACUGCCUUAGCAUUCAUGAUCAUCAGUUUUCGAAUUUUAGUUCCCCUUUGAGUAUUCCCCUUUCAAACGUAAUGUUCUUUAUAUUUAAAUCUAGUUCGAAUUGCGAAUACACGCUCGACAAUAACGAAAUUACGCACUUUCCUGUAGUAUUGCGAAGGUAUUGUUAUGCUAUAUUUAGACCUUCCUCUCCGUAUUUUAAUUUUCUCUCAAUCUUAACCCUAUAAUGAAGACGGACUCUACUGCGGUGAGUGGAAUCAGCAGGGAAAAUAAAGUUUUUUGAUCAGCCAAAUGUCAAAGACGUGCAUAAACUGCAGAAACUCCUUUCAAAAAUCGCGCACACGCCCAAACACAAUUAACUCAGUUUCGAUUUCCAAGUCAACUGUUCGUCUCUGAAAGCCUGCGUAUUUUAACGAAUUGACAGGGACGGCUACAAUACAAGCUUGGCCAGACGCUUUACCUAAUCCAGAGUCCUAAGCAUUCCCAUUUUGGAUCCCACCAUGGUCAUUUCCAGUGAUAAGCCUGAAACACUGAAUGAAUUGAUCCACCUGGUAGACUCAGGAUUUGGUCGGCCCCGCCCCAGACAUGGGCUGAGGCUCCUCUAUUGGCUCGCCUGUGAAUGCAUCAGUUAUGACGGCAGUUUGGCGAUUCUCUUGUGCAUGCCCGAAAGAGGUGACUAUGGGUUUCACUACUUCGAGAAUCGAGAGAACAUUCUGCCUUCUCCAAAAGAGGAGUACUUCUACUACGAGGUAGGCAACCUCAAUAAGCCAAAUGCCCAGGCCUUGCCCUCCUACGUUUGGAAACACUACAACAGCAAUUGGGCUGACAGCAACAGUGACCGCAUCAUCCUCAGCGUGGGCCCCUGGAAUAUUAUUGACAGGAUAUACGUCACUGAGCACCAGGGAAAGGGGAGUUUUGACAGAGAGCGCACGUAUCGCAUCAGUAAAGGCCUGAUGAACAUAAUCAAGAACCUGGAGCUGUCCGAGUUUUUGCAUCAGAUAAGGGAGGGUCCAGGCAUUAGACAAACCAAUCAAGCCUACGCUCUCUCCACAGUGAGCAACAUGGCGUCCACUUCACAAACACCAUAUCACUCUACCAUAACUGUCCCUGAAUCCCCAAGACGAGAUCACUCUACCAUAACUGUCCCUGAAUCCCCAAGACGAGAUCACUCUACCAUAACUUUCCCUGAAUCCCCAAGACGAGCUCACUCUACCAUAAGAGUACCUGUCCCUGAGCCUCAUAGCCCACCUCAACCUAGCAGAGGAUUCUGGGAUUAUUGCACUAUACUCUGAGCUGUUCCACGUGCCUUUCUGGCAUCAUGGCACAUUCCAGUCCUCCGCAACUGUGUUACUGAGCAGCUUCUCAGCUGCUGGAGUCUUUGAAGGACAAUUCUUUAUUUUUUUAAGGCUUUCCUCAUAAACUCAAUAUCUACCACAAGCUUUCUCAUCUUCCUCAUUCUCAUUUUCCCACUACUCAUAUUCCUCCUGAUCCUACUGCUCUUCCUCCUUCCCCUGUCUUGUGUUUUCAGUGGUGGAGUGGUGAACUUUAUCCAGUUAUAACUGGCGAUCAUAAUAGGAGAGCUGGCGUAUGCUUUUAUUUUCUUUGUGUGUGUGUGUGCGCGUGCGUACGUACCUACGUACAUACGUACAUACAUUUGUCUGCACGCAGGGUUGUUCCCCUUUUUUAAAUUACCCAUUUUCAUUUUACUUAAGAUUUUUAAAAAUGUUCUUGAAUCAAUCCUGUACAAAGACCAUUUUUAAAAUGGUCUUUCAACUACUUCUUUGAUAUUGUGUUGUAAAGCGAUUUCAGCACUUGAUGAAUGGAAUUUAAAGUAAAUUUGUAUUUAAUCAAAUUUUAGCACACCUCUGGAUUGAUUUAAAGAAAUAAACAUAUUAUUUGUCCAUUAAAAAAAAUCACCAUUGUAUU
Molecule: messenger RNA, 2729 nt
Organism: Anguilla rostrata (American eel)
Lineage: Eukaryota; Metazoa; Chordata; Actinopteri; Anguilliformes; Anguillidae
Exons: 2
Coding region: 1304-2095 (263 amino acids)
Source: RefSeq, a predicted model, not a curated record